Acanthosepion pharaonis is the source of this 912-nucleotide messenger RNA. Lineage: Eukaryota; Metazoa; Mollusca; Cephalopoda; Sepiida; Sepiidae. The record is from the annotation of a GenBank genome assembly.
AUGGCGCAAACUGAUGAGCCCUUUUUCCGCCUCCUCCAAAAACUCUUCUUUCUUCUGCAGGGAUUGGCGCCAUUUGCUCUGCAACUCUCUCCUCCUCCCGCUUCUAAAUUUCAUCCCUCCCUUUCUUCAUCUCCUUUAAACUGUUUUUCUCUCUUUAUUUUCUCUACCCUCUCCACCAUCACCGACAAUUUCCCUCUCCCUAUAUAUUGCUUAUGUUUUUCAAUAAACAAAAGUACCAAUUCUUUCUCCUAUUUUACCAAUUCUUCUUCCUACCUUCUCUCUUUCUCUGUCUCUGUCUCUCUCCCUCCCUCUCACCCACCGUCUCUCCUUCCCUCCGUCUCUCCCUCCCUCUCUUGCUCAGUUUUUUCAUUCAUUAAUCUAUCUAUCUAUCUAUCUAUCUAUCUAUCUAUCUAUGUAAGCCUCCGGAUCAUACUCCUACCUUCUAAAUGUUUUCAUCUUUAUUUCGCGGUUGACAAAAUAUCCAGAGACAUUAAAAAAAAGUUAUAUCUAUCUAUCUAUCUAUCUAUCUAUCUAUCUAUCUAUCUAUCUUAUCUCAGUCUUUUGACAUUUGAUCGCGGUUCAAGUCCUUUACAUAUCUAUCUAUCUAUCUAUCUAUCUAUCUAUCUAUCUAUCUAUCUAAGUCCUUUUCAUCUCUCUCUUGAUUGUGAAGUGAGCGAAUUGGAGCCUCAUUUUUCUCUUUUUUUCAAUCUCUCUGUUUCUUUUACCCUUUCUUUCUCUCCCUUUUUUCUCCCUCUCACCUGCAAUGAUAACCACUCCCUCCUUUAUUUCUUUCGAUUUCUCUCACAUCUUCUUGCCCAUUCCUCCCCUUCCAUACUUCCCACCCCCUUUUUAUCUCAUGUAACGCCCUCCGGUCUAGUGGGGGGAUUAUUCUCGUCCAAUGAAAUGCCUUAA